This is a messenger RNA of Fukomys damarensis (Damara mole-rat), 2397 nucleotides long. RefSeq names its product alkB homolog 4, lysine demethylase (gene Alkbh4). NCBI's taxonomy places the organism in Eukaryota, Metazoa, Chordata, Mammalia, Rodentia, Bathyergidae. Bases 90 to 1004 code for a protein of 304 amino acids. Gene Ontology annotation, cellular component: midbody; contractile ring. Gene Ontology annotation, molecular function: actin binding; oxidoreductase activity; demethylase activity. The record is from RefSeq and is a predicted model, not a curated record. The transcript has 3 exons. Gene Ontology annotation, biological process: protein demethylation; oxidative demethylation; actomyosin structure organization.
AAGCGGUGUCGAAGCCGCCUGAUUUAUGCGGACUACAAUUCCCGAAAUGCCUCGCGCACGCGCAAGCGUCCUGGCUCCAGGACAGCGAGAUGACGGCUGUGGCGGCAGCAGGCGAGGCGUCUGAGGUUUUUCAGGAGUGUGGCUGCAAGGGUAUCCGGACCUGUCUGAUUUGCGAGAGGCAGCGCCAUGUUGACCCUCCCUGGCAGCUCUUCCCGCAGAAAACACACCGCUUCCUUUACUGUGUGAACACGGGCUGGGCCAUGGGGGCCGAGGAUUCGGACUUUGAGGGCUGGGCCUUCCCCUUUCCGGGGGUGACACUAAUAGAGGACUUUGUGACCUGGGAGGAAGAGGCCGAGAUGGUGCGCUUGAUGGACUGUGACCCUUGGAAGCUCUCUCAGUCUGGGCGGAGGAAGCAGGACUAUGGCCCCAGAGUCAACUUCCGGAAGCAGAAGCUGAAGGUGGCGGGCUUCCAGGGCCUGCCCAGCUUCAGCCGGGAGGUGGUGCAGAGGAUGGGCCUCUACCCCGGCCUGGAGGACUUCCAGCCCGUGGAGCAGUGCAACCUGGACUAUAGCCCGGAGCGCGGCUCUGCCAUCGACCCCCACCUGGAUGACGCCUGGCUGUGGGGCGAGCGGCUGGUGAGCCUCAACCUCCUGUCCCCCACCGUGAUGUCCAUGUCCCGAGAGGGGCCCGGCAGCCUGCUGCUCAGUUCAGCCCCUCCUGCUGGGCCCAAGGACAGCACAGACACCGCGAUUGCCCCCCACCAGUCUGUACUGUGCCAGCACGUGGAGGUGGCCAUCUCUGUCCCCCGCCGCUCCCUUCUGGUGCUGGCUGGGGCCGCACGGCACCAGUGGACACAUGCCAUCCACCGAAGGCACAUCACAGCCCGGCGCGUCUGUGCCACCUUCCGGGAGCUGUCGGCCGAGUUCCAGCCCGGGGGGAGGCAACAGGACUUGGGAUGCGAGCUCCUACAGAUCUCGUGCUCUUUCCAAGGGAGACCUGUGUGAGCUGCCAACCGGGCUGGAGGCACCAGGGCCUGCUUCUCCUCCCCUCAUUGGGUUUUGGGGGAAGCCUGCUGACCCUGAUGCCAUGGGUAGCAUAAGGCCUGUCCGGAGCCAGGUGAUGGAACUGUGCACGGGGUACUCCCUCAGACCUCUGUAGCCAUUUGGAGGGAGUGGGAAUUGAACUUUCAAAAUGCUGCUACAUGUGUGAAAUGACAUUUGCCUUUACCCAUCUCCUCGAAGUCUUCAGACACUUGCCAGUCAGGCUCGGGAGCUGGGGAGCUGGUGGGGCUGGUGGCAGAUGUGCAGUUCAGGCUUCAGGUGGGGGCAGCCCCGAGGUGGCUCAGCCUGGAUUGCACUAGUGCAUCCUUAGGUGGGGUUGUGAUGGGGAGGACAGUGGAGAGCCUGGUUCCUCUCACCUCCCCAGAAUGCUGUUAGAAAGUAGGGAAAAGGCUCUUUUCCCUCCUAGGACACCUUGAGGUCAUUCUUUUGAUGAGCUGUGCUGUCGGGGGUGCUUGCCUAGAAAAGGUGGCUUUCCUGGUCACCGCCAGCCGAGAGGGGGAGGCAAAAUACACUCAGCUCAGCACCACCUGCUGAGGUCCCCUGGGGGGAACAGGGCUGCAUCACCCCCAGGAAAGGGUCACAAUCAAGCCGCUCAAGUCACUGCUGAAAACUGCCAAGAGCUACCAGGCACCAUCUGCAAAGCGGCUUCCCAGCCACUGGCCAGGCUUAUCCUGCAAAGACCCUAUGAGAGCUGGCAGGUGCGGUAACACGUGCCUAUAAUCCCAGUACUCAGGAGGCUGAGGCAGGACAAUGCUACCUUUCAAGACUGUCUCAAAAAAAAAAAAAAAAAAAAAAAAAGAUGACCCUGUUAGAGGUGCCCUGCAGAUGGGCGUGGGCUCCUAGGCCACCAGGACUACUGCCUCUGUGUCCUUCCCUUGCAGCAUUGGGUGGAGGGUGGCUUUUCACCCCAUCUGGGUCCCUCACUGGAACCUGAGACACCAGCUGGCUGGGUCUGAGGGAGCCUCUGCCCGGCAGGCUGUGCCUCUGAGCUGCACCCUGGGCAGAGCCUGCAAUGUGCAGCCAAGGAGGGAGCCAAGCAGCAAAGAAACCUGUGAUUGCCAAACAUUCCCUGGCCCAGCCCACAGUUCUACAGAAUCCAUUUUAGGAAACAUCCCGCUAAGUGACAGUCAAGUUGGUCCCCAGAGAUGUGUGUUCAUGAAGCCAAUAGUAAACCCUGCUGUGUCCCACAGCUGCGUCUUUAAUCCAAAAUGGGCUAUUCCUGAGCCGAGCACAGUGGCCUAUGUCUGUAAUCCUAGCACCAAGGGAGGCUGAAGCAGGGAGAUUGCAAGUACAAGUAUUGCUUGGGCAACUGUGUGAGACCCUGUAUCAAUAAAAC